Molecule: messenger RNA, 201 nt
Organism: Echinostoma caproni
Lineage: Eukaryota; Metazoa; Platyhelminthes; Trematoda; Plagiorchiida; Echinostomatidae
Source: the annotation of a GenBank genome assembly
AUGAUGAUGAUGAUGAUGAUGAUGAUGAUGAUGAUGGAUGAUGAUGUUGAUGAUGAUGAUGAUGAUGAUGAUGAUGAUGAUGAUGAUGAUGAUGAUCGCAUGAUGAUGUUGAUGAUGAUGAUGAUGAUGAUGAUGAUGAUGAUGAUGAUGAUGAUGAUGUAUGAUUCGGAUGAUGAUGAUGAUGAUGAUGAUGAUGGAUGA